Molecule: messenger RNA, 1266 nt
Organism: Papilio machaon (common yellow swallowtail)
Lineage: Eukaryota; Metazoa; Arthropoda; Insecta; Lepidoptera; Papilionidae
Gene: Tsp68C
Product: CD82 antigen
Exons: 5
Coding region: 212-1198 (328 amino acids)
Cellular component (GO): membrane
Source: RefSeq, a predicted model, not a curated record
UGAAAAUAACUCGUGCAUUAAUUUCAAACAAACCUGCCUUAAUUAUUAGUCACCCCAGCUGCUCAACGACGCGUAUCUCCUUAAAACCGACAAAACUAUUCAUCGCACAUACCACGCGGACUCACUACUACGUUAGCUUGCAUUUCGGUGUUUACUGCAUCCAUAUAAACAAUAUUUACAACGUUAUUUGUACCAAGUAUAAAAAAUACAAAUGAAGAUUAAAAAGAUCGCAAGUGCUAAAGUGCUUUUUGGAUGUUUUAACACUUUGUUUCUUGUAUGUGGUUUUGCGCAAGUGAUAUGUGGAUUCCUGCUACUAUGCGACUCCCAAAGGAUCCUAUUAUCAAGACUUCUAGCGAUGCCUGAAGAAAGUCUUCCCGAACCGCCUUUUCACUAUAUCGCAUUGGCUUUGCUAGCCAGCGGCCUCACUAUAUGCUUUAUUGCUACGUUCGGCAUCUGGGCUACAUAUAUGCCUGGAUAUAUACUACUGACUAUUUAUUUUUUGGUAGUACUAUCUCUCUUACUAUGCGAGUGCGCGUGCGGUGUGGCAGCAGCGGUUUGGCCGCGCUGCGUGGGCCUGCAGAGCGCGCGGGGCGGCGCCGUACCCGCACUGCAGGCCUACUACGCGCUCCCAGACUAUGAGGAUUUCACCGCAGCUGUUGAUCUCGCGCAGACUCAAUUAAAGUGCUGCGGCAUGAGCGACGCGCGUAACUACGACAUGUCGGUGUGGCAGCUGCGGCGGCUGGGCCCGCGCGGCCUGUCGGUGCCUCUAUCUUGCUGUGUGCAGCGCGCGCCCGCCUCUUACCUCAGCCCCGCGCCGCUCAACCAGUCACGCUGUCAAGAUAUACAACCCAACCCCACAUAUAGACACGCUCCGGGUUGCUUGAGCAAACUCGAAGACUGGUAUCAAGAGCAGUACAUGGUUUUCAUGCUCGGAUUAUUUGUGAUGGCCGUCUUCAAACUCGGUCUUCUAUUGACAACCGUAUUCUCGUGUAUCCGCUUACGAAAACGCAGGAGAUACAUACGGUCUUAUAUCAUGAAGUCAACAGAUAAUAAAACAAAUGAAAAUAUCUACGAACGCAAAAUGGCGGGAAACCACGACUCACCGAUAACUACGAAAUAUAUUCAACCGAAUAAUUACUACAGCCCGAGGUUACGGAACCCGAACAUUUUCCACGGACGACCCAAUGAAGUUGUAUGAGAAUUAGCCGUGGAGAUAAAUGCAUUAGAAAUGAAGUUGGAAAAAUUCUCUAAUUUCUUAUAUAAACA